Cheilinus undulatus (humphead wrasse) is the source of this 4885-nucleotide messenger RNA. It is a transcript of the gene ptprz1b, whose product is annotated as protein tyrosine phosphatase receptor type Z1b. Gene Ontology annotation, biological process: peptidyl-tyrosine dephosphorylation. NCBI's taxonomy places the organism in Eukaryota, Metazoa, Chordata, Actinopteri, Labriformes, Labridae. Gene Ontology annotation, molecular function: protein binding; protein tyrosine phosphatase activity. The transcript is spliced from 33 exons. Bases 176 to 4507 code for a protein of 1443 amino acids. The record is from RefSeq and is a predicted model, not a curated record.
CGAACCACACCGAGCCGAGCCAAACCGAUCCCAGCAUUUAGCGCUGCUGGCGCACACAGAGGCAGCACAAGAGGAAGGAUGAACUGGUAGCGCAUCUUUUACGCACCCGAGCCGCCGUCUGCGCCUUCGAAUCCACAUUUCUGCCGCUUUUACGUUUAAUUCUCACGUCGAGACCAUGGAGACGACAGUUCCCAGGACUGAUGUUUUCAUCUCUCAGCUGCUCCUGUUCAGCCAGAUAGUGGUGGCAGCUGAGCCGCUGGCCCGAGGUCUGAAGAAACUCCCAGAAGAUAUCGACUGGUCGUACUCAGGUGCACUGAGCCAGCGCAACUGGGGGAAGAAGUAUCCGUCCUGUAACAGCGCCAGACAGUCUCCUGUGGACAUCGACGAGACAUUCACCCAAGUCAGACUGCAGUACCAGAAUCUACAGCUAGAAGGCUGGGACAGACUGACGGCAGAGUCCAGCACCAUUCACAACAACGGGAAGACUGUGGCCAUCAAUGUGGAGGGAGACUUCUUUGUAAGCGGAGGAGGACUGAGCUCCAGGUUUCGUGCCAGUAAAAUCACCUUUCACUGGGGGCGCUGCAAUGCGACGUCAGAGGGGUCUGAACACAGCCUGAAUGGGAUGAAAUAUCCUCUAGAGAUGCAGAUCUUCUCUUAUGAUCCAGAUGAUUUCCGAAGUCUGGAUGAUGCCAUCAGAGAAGGAGGGAGGAUCUCUGCCAUGGCUGUUCUCUUUGAGAUCAGCCUGGAAGACAACCAGAACUUCACUCCUGUUAUAGAGUCCCUCAGCACUGUCAGCAGGUUUGGCAAGAGCGGGUCGAUGGAAGGUUUCACCCUGAGGUCCUUGCUGCCGAAUAACACGGAUAAAUAUUACAUCUACAACGGCUCACUGACUGAACCACCCUGCUCCGAAAUAGUGGAAUGGAUCGUUUUUAAAAACACCGUCGCCAUAUCAGAAACACAGCUGGAGGUGUUUUGUGAUGUGAUGACGAUGGAGCAGGCAGGAUAUGUGAUGCUGACAGAUUACCUGCAGAACAACUUCAGGGAGCAGCAGCAGCAGUUCAUGGGGCAGGUUUUCGCCUCAUAUACCGGCGUGGAAGACGUACAAACACCCACCUGCAGCUCUGAGCCGGAAAACGUUCAGGCUGAUGCCCAGAACGACACCACCAUCGUGGUGACAUGGGAGCGCCCCCGCUAUGUUUAUGACACGACUAUCGACUGGUACACGGUCACAUAUCAGAGGCUGCAGGGUCGAGACCAGAACAAGCAGGAGUACAGGACAGACGGAGACCAGGACGUGGGCGCCAUCAUCUCCAGCCUGCUGGCUAACAGCAGCUACGUGGUUCAGGUUGUUGCCAUUUGCACCAACGGACUCAGAGGACGAUGGAGCGACCAGAUCAUAGUGGACAUGCCGCUAGAAGACCCCGAAAGUGAUUCGGAUCCCAACACUGGAGGAAACAAGGAGGUGUCUUCAAAAGGCAGAUGGGAGAAGCCUGACAGCGAGAACCGCUUGAAUUUGUCUCCAGAGGACAACAGCCCCGUGGAGGAGAUCCCUCUGGAGCAGACCAAAGUCUACCAGAACCAGCCCAGUGACAAAACCCAGCAAAACCAGAACCUCCCAGUCCAGGUCGGCUCUCGCCCAACCCCAAAGUCUUCGUCUGAGUCUGCCGUCCUGCAGAAAACUCGACCCAAACAGAACGAGAAGAAGAAGACACCGGGCCCAAAGAAGUCUAAACCUGAGGAUCAGAACUGGAUUGACGAGGACCAGAUGAUCACAACACAGAGGCCGUUCACGAAUUCUGGUUUUGAUGGUAACAGUGCAAUAUGGGUAACUGAAGUCACAGAGCAGCCGGGCUUCCUUUUUCCAGUUGCACGGACGAUCACAACGCCAACAACCCGACGACAAAUGACAGAAGAGGCCUCGUUGUCACAAAACCAGUCAACAGAUCAAGGUGAAGAACAAGGCGGUGACAUCAACGUUCCCUCUCCCCAGACGGAUCUCUUCACCCCUCCUGCAGAGAACAUCGAUGUCACCGACGUCUUCUAUGAAGACACAGACGACAACUCUCCACCUGAAACCGCAUCCUCAGGAAGUAAUGCAGGCAUCGUCCCUCCACUGUCCUCUAAAGACAUCGCUGACUCUGGGAACAAACUUCAACCAGAAACCAUCACUUCCACUUCCUCUUCAAUCUGGAUCACAGCGAGGGCGGUGACAGCGAGCAACACACUCGCAGAAUCGGUCUACAAAUCAUUCACCACCUCGUCUCUGCUCAAGGUGCUGAUGCACACGACCCAGCCCAUGUUUAACGCGGGGGGCAGCAACAGCAGCCACGAGUCUCGGGUCGGACUAGUCGGAGGCGUGGAGAGAGAGAAGAGGACGGUGGUUCCUCUGGCUGUUGUUUCCACUCUCACCAUCCUCUGUCUGCUGGUGCUGGUGGGGAUACUCAUCUACUGGAGAAAUUGUUUCCAAGCAGCAAAUUUCUACCCUGAUGACACAGCAUCACCUAAAGUCAUCUCUGCUCCAUCUACACCCCUGCUGCUGGCCACAGUUAAUGUUUGCUCUUUGGUUGCAGACGGUCAUGAGCCGCUGACAGUGAAGCAGUUUGUGAAGCAUGUCAUGGAGCUGCACUCCACCAACACUUUCUCCAAGGAGUUUGAGAUUGUCAAAGAAUCCUACGAGGAGGUGCAGGCGUGCACCGUGGACAUGGGCAUCACUGCCGACAGCUCCAACCACCCUGACAAUAAAAGCAAGAACAGAUACAUCAACAUCCUGGCCUACGACCACAGCCGAGUCAAGCUCUGCAACAGUUUGGACCGAGACGGAAAAUGUGGAGAUUAUAUCAAUGCUAACUUUGUAGAUGGUUAUGAAAGAACAAGGGCGUACAUCGCAGCUCAGGGGCCUCUCAGAGCAGGCAGGGAAGACUUCUGGAGGAUGAUCUGGCAGCAGAAUGUCGGCGUUAUCAUCAUGAUCACAAACCUCAAAGAGAAAGGACGGACAAAAUGUGAUCAAUACUGGCCGGACGAGAACCAGGAAGACUACGGAUCAUACCAGGUGACCCUGAAAAGCAGCAAGACCUUCGCCUACUACACGCUGCGGACGUUCACCGUCAGAGAUUCCUCAAAUAAGGUGUCUCAAAAGAGAGCUGAACACACUGUCUUCCAUUACCACUACACUCAGUGGCCUGACAUGGGCGUCCCAGAAUACACUCUGCCUGUCCUGUCCUUCAUCAGAGCGUCCUCCAGGGCGAGGACACAAGAGGUCGGACCUGUUCUGGUACACUGCAGUGCUGGAGUAGGAAGAACAGGAACCUAUAUUGUGAUAGACAGCAUGUUGCAGCAGAUCCAGGAUCAGGGCACGGUGAACGUUCUCGGUUUCCUGAAGCAUGUGAGAACACAGAGGAACUUCCUGGUUCAAACAGAGGAGCAGUACGUGUUCAUCCAUGACGUUCUGGUGGAGGCCAUCUUAAGCCGUGACACUUCUGUGACCUCUGACCUCCUGCACACGUAUGUGUCAGACCUUCUGACCCCAGGAGCGUCAGGCAGGACGCGCAUGGACAGACAGUUUAAGUUGAUCAGUCAGCGUCAGGCGAAGCAUGCAGACUACAGCACCGCUCUGAGAGACGGCAACGCUGAGAGAAACAGAGCCAGAGCUCUGAUGCCUGUGGAGAGAUCGAGAGUUUGUCUGACUGCCUCAGAAUCAAACACCACAGGGUUCAUUAACGCCUCCUACGUCAUGGGUCAUCACCACUGUAAGGAGUUCAUUGUGAGCCAGACUCCUCUGAGCAGCACGGUGGCAGAUUUCUGGAGGAUGAUCUGGGAGCACAACACGCACACGGUCGUCCGCCUGCCUGACCCACACUGCCAGGGUGCAGAGUUGGAGUCUUGCAUUUACUGGCCAAGAAAAGACCAGCCAAUGAGCUUUGAGGGUUUCACUGUGUCGUACUUGGGGGAGGAGCUUAUGUGUUUGUCCAAUGAUGAGAGACUUCUGGUGCAGGACUUCAGAGUGGAGUCCACUCAGAAUGAGUACGUGUUGGAGGUGCGGCAGUACAGCGCCCCCUGCUGGCCCAACCCGGACAGUCCAAUCAGGAACAGUUUUGAUCUAGUUAACACAGUCAAAGAGCACAGCAGGCUGUCAGACAGACCCACAAUCGUACAUGAUCCGUUGGGAGGAGCUGUAUCGGGGCUGUUCUGUGCCCUCACCACUCUGUCCAGUCAGCUGGAGGAGGAGGGGGCUGUGGAUGUCUACCAGGUGGCAAGGAUGACCAACCUGAUGAGGCCAGGAGUUUUUAAUGAUGUAGAGCAGUACCAGUACCUGUACCGAGCCGUGCUGAGCCUGGUGAGCAGCCAGGAGGACCAGAGAGCUCUGCAGAAUCCAGAGACCAAUGGAUCCGUACCGCUGGGACAGACAAACAUUGCUGAGAGCCUGGAGUCACUCAUCAUCGGUUUCGCUCCUCUGGGGAUGCAAAAAAGGCACAAAACCACUUCACCUGACUGUGACUCAUCCUACUAAUAAAACUGUUAAAAGUCUGACACAUCUUUGUGUAAAUAUCCCUGAAUACAUCAAAAGGCCAAAUUACUGUAUGUUUAUACUGUACUUCUAUAUAUUUUCUAUUUUACUAUAAAAAGUGAUUUUCUAGUCAUUUACACAUAUAUAACUGUGCGAAUUCUAUUUGAUAAUUUUAGCCUGAAAAUAUUGAUCAUGUUUAUAGUUUUAAUGGAAUGUUAUCUCUUUUUAUCUUUAUGACUACAGUAGCAGCUUAAUGUCUCUACCUUUAUCUCCAGCCAUAAACUGGUGCAGUAUGUAUAUAGUUACAGGUCAAACUUUGUAUAUGAUUAAAACUUGUUCUUUUUUGGGGGGAGAAAAAAUAAAUAAAAGUUCUUGUUAUGA